AUGGCGCUGCGCGCAGCCGUCUUUGACCUUGAUGGAGUGCUGGCGCUGCCCACGGUCGCCAGCGCCCUCGGCCACACCGAGGAGGCCCUGGGGCUGCCCAGAGACUUUCUGAGUGAAGCUUUCUGGAAAGGAGGCCCAGAUGGAUCCAGUGGCCGCCUCAUGAGGGGACAGAUCACAUUUUCCCAGUGGGUACCACUCAUGGAAGAAGACUGCAGAAAAGCCUCCGAGGCCUCUGGAAUACGCCUUCCUGAGAAUUUCUCUAUAAAUCAAAUCUUUGCCAAGGCAGUUGCAGCAAGAAAGAUCAACCACCCCAUGCUUCAGGCAGCUCUCACUCUCAAAAAGAAGGGAUUUACAACCUGCAUCCUCACCAACAACUGGAUGGAUGACAGUGCUGAGAGGGGCAGCCUCGCCCAGCUGAUGUGUGAGCUGAGACCACACUUUGACUUCCUGAUAGAGUCAUGUCAGAUUGGAAUGGCUAAGCCUGAGCCUCAGGUCUACAAGUUCAUGUUGGACACCCUGAAGGCCAGCCCCAAUGAGGUUGUUUACUUAGAUAACACCGGAGCUUAUCUGAAGCCAGCCCGUGACUUGGGAAUAGUCACCAUCCUUGUCCACGACACAGACAUGGCCCUCAGAGAACUGGAGAAAGUAACUGGGAUAGAGCUCUGCAAUACUGCAGCCCCUCUGCCAGCCUCCUGCAAUCCAAGUGACCUGAGCCACGGAUAUGUGACCAUAAAGCCUGGAGUCCAAUUGCAUUUUGUGGAGCUGGGGUCAGGCCCUGUUGUGUGCCUCUGCCAUGGAUUUCCUGAGAGCUGGUUCUCUUGGAGGUACCAGAUCCCUGCUCUGGCCCAGGCAGGUUACCGGGUGCUAGCUGUGGACAUGAAGGGCUAUGGAGAUUCAUCUGCUCCCCCCGAAAUAGAAGAAUAUGCCAUGGAAAUAUUAUGCAAGGACAUGGUAACUUUCCUGGACAAGUUGGGCAUCUCUCAAGCAGUGUUCAUUGGCCACGACUGGGGAGGCAUGCUGGUGUGGAACAUGGCUCUCUUCUACCCUGAGAGAGUGAGGGCAGUGGCCAGUUUGAAUACUCCCUUCAUGCCAGCGAAUCCCAAGGUGUCCCCCAUGGAGUUUAUCAAAGCCAACCCCGUCUUCAGUUACCAGCUCUACUUCCAGGAGCCAGGAGUGGCUGAGGCUGAACUUGAACGGAAUCUGAGUCGGACUUUCAAAAGCUUCUUCAGAGCAAAUGACGAGGGUUUUAUGAGCACAAGUAGAAUCCUUGAAAAGGGAGGACUCUUGGUGGGGACCCCAGAAGAGCCCAACCUCAGCAGAAUGGUGACUGAGGAGGAAAUCCAGUUCUAUGUGCAGCAGUUCAAGAAGUCUGGUUUCAGGGGACCCCUAAACUGGUAUCGAAACAUAGAAAGGAACUGGAAAUGGGGCUGCAAAGGCAUGGGACGGAAGAUCCUGAUUCCAGCCCUGAUGGUAACUGCAGAGAAGGACCAAGUGCUGGUUCCUCAGCUCUCCAAGCACAUGGAGGACUGGAUCCCCCACCUGAAAAGAGGACACAUUAAGGAUUGUGGGCACUGGACACAGAUAGACAAGCCCACCGAGUUGAAUCAGAUCCUCACUGAGUGGUUGGAGACUGAAGUCAGGAACCCACUGGUGGUCUCGAAGAUUUAGUACGUGGCAGGUGCCACCCUUGGCAGGAACUCUCAUGUUUCUGUCCACUGGGAGCCACCCUUGGUGCCAGCUGUGGCCUUACCUGCUGCUCUCGUAACCAGAAGCAUUGCUCUGAAGGAGUUUGCAAAACGAGUGAUUUUCUUUACAUGAAGUGAUUGACAUUUGACAUAAUUUUAGAUCCAGGAGAAAUCAUGUGAUUAAUUCUCUGGGUAUACAUGCAUCACUUCUUUAUCCCUAAGAAUGGUUCGUGUCUUGUUGGGGGACAUGUGGAGACACUUAGGCAGUGAUUUCCUUCUCAUCAGCCCGAAGUUUUGCAGCAAAAUCAGUAGUUCCAUUUGAAAUAUCUUGGCAGAGAUUAGGACCCUUGAUUCAAUAAAGCUAAGACAACUGCC
Messenger RNA from Tupaia belangeri chinensis (Chinese tree shrew), 2060 nucleotides. It is a transcript of the gene EPHX2, whose product is annotated as epoxide hydrolase 2. The transcript is spliced from 19 exons. The record is from RefSeq and is a predicted model, not a curated record. Bases 1 to 1668 code for a protein of 555 amino acids. Gene Ontology annotation, molecular function: catalytic activity. NCBI's taxonomy places the organism in Eukaryota, Metazoa, Chordata, Mammalia, Scandentia, Tupaiidae.